This is a messenger RNA of Exserohilum turcica Et28A, 3310 nucleotides long. RefSeq lists its product as uncharacterized. Gene Ontology annotation, biological process: COPII-coated vesicle cargo loading; endoplasmic reticulum to Golgi vesicle-mediated transport; intracellular protein transport. Gene Ontology annotation, cellular component: endoplasmic reticulum exit site; COPII vesicle coat. The record is from RefSeq and is a predicted model, not a curated record. Gene Ontology annotation, molecular function: zinc ion binding; SNARE binding. Lineage: Eukaryota; Fungi; Ascomycota; Dothideomycetes; Pleosporales; Pleosporaceae. The transcript is spliced from 3 exons. The coding region runs from base 158 to 3226 and encodes 1022 amino acids.
CGCGCCGAAAUUCAUUCGACAAUGCUCGCCCCAUGUUAUGAACACCUCUCCUAGUGCUUCGCGUCCUGUUGCUCCUUGGCCCAACGCUUAAGUAGGUCCGCCUCGCAGCAAUCCCGUCCGUCGACUCGAGCGCCUCGUCCCCCGCGCCACCGCGACCAUGUCCGAAUUCCACAUGUACCAUGACCCGGGCACGGCCGCUCCCAACCCCAACGGAGCUGGUAUGCAAGACGAAACCAACAAAUGGCGCCCGCCAGUCGCGGCAGGCCCUGCUGGCUACCAACAGCCUGGAAGCCCAGCGAUGGCUCAGGCACCGAAUCAAUACGCAGGCACGCCCGCCCAGUACGGCACCCCAGUGCAGCAGGAGGGGUAUUUCCCACACCAGGGCGCACCGCAGGCCCAUCCUCAGUACCAAAGCGAUGAAGAUGUCAACAACUUGGCGGGGCAGAUGGGCGCGGUCGGAUUAGGCGGGGAUCCAAUGGCACAGCCUAAGCCCAAGAAGAAACACAGGCACGCAUACCACAACCUCGAGGGCCCUGGAGGAAGUUCGCAGGCGUUCAAUGGCAUGCCUCAGAAUGGUGCGCCUGCACAAUUCGCGAACCAGAACUCGCCCCAAGUUGGCGGAGCGCAAUGGAUGGAGCCCCAGGUCACCCCCGCUAUGAGUCAGUUUCCCGCACCAGUGAAUCCCGUCUUCAGUCCUGGGGCUCAGGCUUCCCCCAUGCAGUAUGCGGCGAGGACGGCAGCGUCGCCACACCAACCCGGAGGAGCGGCUGUGGGAUCGGCGCAGGGUCGUGUGGAUCCCGAGCAGAUACCCAGUGUGCCCAAGUCGCGAGAUGCGCCAGCAAGAUACUACCUGGAGCAUGUGUACCCUACCAUGGAGCACCACCUGCCCCCGCCGGCUACGGUUCCCUUUGUGGCAUUUGACCAGGGCAAUUCCUCCCCCAAAUACGCACGCCUCACGCUGAACAACAUCCCGCUCACUGCGCAAGCACUUGCUGCAACUUCUCUGCCAUUGGGUAUGAUCAUACAACCGCUGGCAGCUCAGCAAGAAGGCGAGCAACCCAUACCGCUUCUGGACUUUGGAGAGACGGGUCCGCCAAGAUGUGUAAGGUGUCGAGGGUACAUCAAUCCUUUUAUGCAAUUCAAGGCUGGUGGAAACAAGUUUGUGUGUAACCUGUGUACCUAUCCAAACGACGUGCCCGGAGAAUACUUUGCCCCUACAGAUCAUGCCGGCGUACGGAUAGACAGACUUCAACGGCCUGAGCUUACCCUGGGCACGGUCGACUACAUGGUACCAAAGGAAUACUGGUCCAAGGAACCUGUUGGUCUACGCUGGCUGUUUUUGGUGGAUGUCACUGCUGAGUCAGUGAAUCGCGGCUUCUUGCACGGUUUCUGCGAGGGCAUCUUGAGCGCGUUGUAUGGCGAGUCAAGAGGCGAGACUGAAGAGACUGAAGCCACAAGCCGGCUGCCAAAGGGAGCCAAGGUCGGUAUUGUGACGUAUGACAAGGAGGUGCACUUUUACAACCUCAACCCCAACCUGAAGAGCGCUCAGAUGCUGGUCAUGUCUGACCUCGAGGACCCUUUUCUGCCAUUCAGCGAAGGCUUGUUUGUCGACCCCGCGGAAUCCAAGGGCACCAUCACCUCGCUUCUCACAAGUCUGCCCACCAUGUUCUCGGAAGUGAAGCAUCCUGAGCCAGCCCUGUUACCUACCUUGAACACUGCACUACAGGCGCUGACAGCGACGGGUGGAAAGAUUGUGUGUUCUCUCGCUGCACUUCCUACCUGGGGACCUGGUCGACUCAUGCUCCGUGACGAUAGCAAUUUGCACAACACAGAUGGCGAAAAGAAACUCCUUCAAACUGAGCAUCCUGGUUUCAAGAAGAUUGCUGAUAAGAUGGUCCAAAAUGGUAUCGGCAUAGACUUCUUCCUUGCAGCACCUAGUGGAGGGUACCUUGAUAUCGCAACUAUCGGCCAUGUAUCUGCUGCAACGGGUGGAGAAGUCUUCUACUACCCCAACUUCCACUCACCCAGGGAUCUACUCAGGCUGUCAAAAGAGAUUCAGCACACCGUCACGCGAGAAACCGGAUAUCAAGCGCUGAUGAAGGUUCGAUGCUCAAACGGUCUGCAGGUCUCUGCCUACCAUGGCAACUUCUACCACCACACUUUCGGCGCCGACUUGGAGUUUGGCGUCAUCGAUUCCGACAAGGCUAUUGGUGUCUUGUUUAGUUACGACGGCAAGCUAGACCCUAAGCUCGAUGCUCACUUCCAGGCCGCACUGCUCUACACGGCUGCCAAUGGUGAGCGGCGAGUACGAUGCAUCAAUAUCGUGGCUAGCGUGAGUCCAAACACGGGCGAAUGCAUGAAGUUUGUCGAUCAGGAUGCGGUGGUGAACAUCAUCGCCAAGGAAGCUGCUGCUCGUAUGACUGAGAAGAACCUCAAGGAGAUCAGGGGAGCUUUGACAGAGAAGACGGUUGAUAUACUUGCCGGCUACAGGAGGAACUUUACAGGCAACAAUCCCCCUGGUCAACUCGUACUACCAGAGAACCUCAAGGAAUUCAGCAUGUACAUCCUUGGCUUGAUCAAAUCGCGGGCAUUCAAGGGAGGUAAGGAGCCCACAGACAGAAGGGUCCACGACAUGCGAAUGAUCAAGUCAAUGGGUCCCUUGGAGCUGUCACUGUACCUUUACCCACGGAUCAUUGCAAUCCACAACCUCGACGCGGGCGAUGGAUUUGCAAAUGACAAGGGCCACCUUGUCAUGCCGGAGGGUACACGAGCAUCGUUUUCCAAGGUCGAGGAAGGUGGCGCCUACAUUGUCGAUAACGGUCAAGUAUGCCUGCUGUGGCUGCACGCGCAAGUGUCACCCAAUUUGCUUGAGGACCUGUUUGGUGAGGGCAACAACAGCCUCAAGGCACUGGAUCCGUUCCAAUCUUCACUCCCGAUUCUGGAGACUCAUCUUAACGCGCAAGUACGAAAUAUCCUGCGGUACCUGGCAGCCACGCGCGGCUCCAAGGCUCUCACUAUCCAGCUGGCGCGGCAGGGUCUCGACGGAUCAGAGUACGAGUUUGCCCGCUUGCUUUACGAGGACCGAAACAACGAGGCGCAAAGCUAUGUAGACUGGCUGGUGCAUGUUCACAGGCACAUACAAUUAGAGCUCGCAGGACAGCGGAAGAGGGAAGACACCGAUGUAGGGUCGACUUUUGUCGGGCUGCGAACACCCUACUGGGGCUAAAAGCGGUACUAAGCGUUGAUGGGCGGGUAUUGCAUAGCGAGAGUGGGAGCGCGGCGUACGUGGCUGUAUUGAGACAUUGGCAUC